AUGCGUAAGAACCUUGAGGCUAAUGCCUUACUGAUUGUAGAAGUCCUUGUGCCUCAGGGAUUGUCAAAUAGGAGGACUGGGGCAACAAGUAUAAAUGCUGAGAGUUCCAGAUCCCAUAGUGUAUUCACUUGUGUUGUGGAAUCACGAGGCAAGGACAGGGAUGAUUUUUGCUAUACGGUUCCUGGAGAUUUUAAAUGCACGCUAGCUGAUCUUUCCUUCUUGCUGUCUAUCUUUUGUCUCUAUCGCUCUCCAAGCAUGGCAGAUGGAUUAAGCUGCUUUAAAUCAAGUAGAAUAAAUCUUGUUGAUCUUGCUGGUUCAGAAAGACAGAAGCUGACAGGUGCAGCGGGAGAACGCUUGAAGGAAGCAGGGAAUAUUAAUCGGUCACUUUCACAGCUCGGGUAUGGUUAUGCUUUAUAUUGUUAUAGUGGCCAUUAA
Ilex paraguariensis (yerba mate) is the source of this 435-nucleotide messenger RNA. Lineage: Eukaryota; Viridiplantae; Streptophyta; Magnoliopsida; Aquifoliales; Aquifoliaceae. The record is from the annotation of a GenBank genome assembly.